GUGGACUGAUCAGGAUGGAGAUCAGGAUGGACUGGGCUAGGCUAAAUAUAACUCGCGGUCAUAGAAAGAGCAGAAAUAUCACGUCCCCAGCGAGGGGAGCACGGUACGCAAGGGGAACCAAAACCCAUCGCUCUCCACCCGCAACGCCGCUCACCCACCACCGCGCUGGGCCCCAUCGCCGCGAGGGGUGGGAGGGCACAGGUCCCAUCCCCGACCCCUCCAUUGAUGACUCAGCCCGCUCCCUUCCCGAUGGAACGACGGGCGACAGGGCGGAGCAGGCAGGAAGGCAUUCUCUCGCUCUCUCUUGCUCCCUCUGGCUCGCUCUAUGGUGGAGGGGGCUCCAUGGCUUCAGUUCCUUAACUCUACAAAACAGACCGCUCCUCUGGGAUUCAUUGCAGUAUUCGAUCAUCGCUACCGCGCCGCACAGGUGCUGCUAUUGCAGCUUAACGGGCGGCUUCUGGAGCGGAUGGUUUUUAUCGGGAGGUUGGAAUGAGAAUUUGUGGAGUGCAGCGGAAGUGGAGCUGGAAUUGGUUUGAUUUUAGCUGCGGAGUGAAGGGGGGGAAAUGGAGUGGAGGACUGUGAUAAUGUUUAGUGUUGUUUCGGUGAAUGCGGUGAUCUUAUGUCAUCUGAGGAUAUGGGUUGCUAAUAGAAACUGCGUAUGGGAAGUGGACAUGGACGAGCUGUUACGUGAAGGUGUUCAGAGGGAAGCGUGUUUGUGUUGUUUUGUGGUUUGAGAAUGAUGGCUGGCAUCUCUAUGGCAUUGAUUUUCUAAAGAAAACCGCGAUCAUUUGCAGGAGUUGAGGUCCU
Messenger RNA from Physcomitrium patens, 807 nucleotides. RefSeq lists its product as uncharacterized. The record is from RefSeq and is a predicted model, not a curated record. NCBI's taxonomy places the organism in Eukaryota, Viridiplantae, Streptophyta, Bryopsida, Funariales, Funariaceae.